Messenger RNA from Hypomesus transpacificus, 1752 nucleotides. It is a transcript of the gene cxxc4, whose product is annotated as CXXC finger 4. The transcript has 4 exons. Gene Ontology annotation, molecular function: zinc ion binding; methyl-CpG binding. NCBI's taxonomy places the organism in Eukaryota, Metazoa, Chordata, Actinopteri, Osmeriformes, Osmeridae. Gene Ontology annotation, cellular component: nucleus. The record is from RefSeq and is a predicted model, not a curated record. The coding region runs from base 535 to 1752 and encodes 405 amino acids.
ACACGGACAGAGCUCGAGCACUAGGAAGCCACACAAUACACCACGGACCGCCAGAGGAAACACCUAACGCUUCGUUAUUUUGUCCCCACCGCUCCUCAACUUGGGACAGUAAAUCGUUUUUUUUUUUUCUUUUUUGGGGGGGGACUAAACAAAGCUUUGAUAUCUGUAGUUUUGCACCGUUUUUGUUACUUUUUUUCCUUUCACAGAUCCGCGCACAAGAAGUCGGUAAAAUGGUCCUUUUGUUUUGAGCGCGCUCGUUCUCUUUCUCGUUCUUUAUGUGCUUCCUCGAACUGAAAGAUCGUUUUUUUCCCCACCUCACCAUGCAGUAAUGUGUCGCUCGAUAUUGGCAGACUAGCGUCUGGAAUCGCUUCUCACCUGGAACCCGGGCCUGAACGAACGCCCCAAGAUGUUGACACAGACUCGCUAAGCACCCACCAAGAGACCGAGGCCUCCACAGCCCCUGACCCCCCUCCCCCUCCUCCCCCCCACCCCCAACACUUCCUGCGAGCGCGCCUCCUCCUUCCUCCUUCCACCAUGUCGAACCUCAGCAACGCCCUGUGCAUCGAGAACGCCCAGAAUUCGGACGUGUCCCUCCUGCAGAAGGACUUGCUUCAGGACGGUGGAUUAAGCCAGCUGUUGGAUUACAAUGCCGAGAUGGAACGCUACCGCUCCUUCGCCAACUUUUACAAAAACAACGGCGGCUUCCCGCAGGCCGCCAAAAUCGCCCGCAUCACGACGCCCAUUUUCCCCAGCGCCAGGAUCGGAAUGUCCCCAUGGAACUGCGACAACGCCAUGCUCUGGGGCAGGAAGUCAGCUGCCAUGAACCCUAACAGGACCGGCAUGCACAGGAACGACUCCCAGAGGCACGGCAAGCCUGGCUUGUCGCCAGAGACGCUGCAAAUGGCAAAUAAUAAUUUCCUCUCUACCUUAUCCCCCGAACACUGCAGACCUUUAGCCGGGGAAUGCAUGAACAAGCUGAAAUGCGGCGGCGCCGAAGCAGAGAUAAUGAAUCUCCCGGAACGCGUCGGAACUUUUUCCGCCAUCCCAGCUUUAGGGGGCAUCUCAUUACCUCCCGGGGUCAUCGUCAUGACAGCCCUUCACUCCCCCGCAGCCUCCGGUGCCGUCACAGACAGUGCGUUUCAAAUUGCCAAUCUGGCGGACUGCCCGCAGAAUAACUCCUCGGGUUCCGGCGGGGGAGGGGGGAACCCGGCCAAGAAGAAGAGGAAGAGGUGUGGGGUGUGCGCUCCCUGCCGCAGGCUCAUCAACUGCGGCGUGUGCAGCAGCUGUCGAAACCGCAAGACGGGCCACCAGAUAUGCAAGUUCAGGAAAUGCGAUGAGUUGAAGAAAAAGCCCGGUUCCUCGCUCGAGAUCCAGGCCCUGCCCGGUGCCUUGGCUGCUCCACCCCAGAUCCAGGCCCUGCCCGGUGCCUUGGCUGCUCCACCCCAGAUCCAGGCCCUGCCCGGUGCCUUGGCUGCUCCACCCCAGAUCCAGGCCCUGCCCGGUGCCUUGGCUGCUCCACCCCAGAUCCAGGCCCUGCCCGGUGCCUUGGCUGCUCCACCCCAGAUCCAGGCCCUGCCCGGUGCCUUGGCUGCUCCACCCCAGAUCCAGGCCCUGCCCGGUGCCUUGGCUGCUCCACCCCAGAUCCAGGCCCUGCCCGGUGCCUUGGCUGCUCCACCCCAGAUCCAGGCCCUGCCCGGUGCCUUGGCUGCUCCACCCCAGAGGCAGGCCCUGCCCGGUGGGGAGGACGAGUGA